UUGUCACUGGUCGCUACCAUUCAUUACGGUUCAUAUCAGUUCAGUUACCGUGGUUUUGUUACAUUGGGGGAGAAAAAGGUACCGGAUGAGCUUUCAAGAGGUGCUUACCUGAAUGAAGAGAGCAUCUACAUUGGCAAGAGUACUCCUCCAGCUGUGAUAAAACUAUACCAAGAAGAGUACCAAAAGGACCUGUCUUUGUUCCUGACGCUGCGAUUCAAUGAACUUGUACGUGGUGGCCAUAUGGUUCUAACAUUUCUAGGCAGAAAGAGCAAAGACAUGUUGUUACAUGGUGAAGCAAGCAGCAUGUGGGACUUGCUCGCCCAAGCUCUUCUCUCUCUAGUGCUGAAGGGCCUUGUGGAGAAGGAGAAGCUGGUCUCUUUCAACCUUCCAUUUUAUGCUCCAUCUAUGGACGAAGUGAAGGCUGUGGUUGAGGAGAACAAUCUCUUCAAUGUGGAACACAUGAGUGUGUUUGAAUCAAGCUGGGAUCCACAAGACGACGACACAAACGAUGAUGUCGUGUUGGGCUGCAGCAGUAGUGGUUUUUAUGUUUCCAGGUGCAUAAGGGCGGUGGCGGAACCGCUGAUUAAGAAACACUUCGGAGAGGCCAUUCUUGAUGAUCUGUUUAUGGUUUAUGCCAGCAUGAUUUCAAAGCACCUCAAGAAAGCGAAGGCCAAGUAUCCUAUAAUUAUCAUCUAUUUGAAGGCCAAGCACUAAGA
Messenger RNA from Triticum aestivum (bread wheat), 716 nucleotides. RefSeq names its product inactive anthranilate O-methyltransferase 1. NCBI's taxonomy places the organism in Eukaryota, Viridiplantae, Streptophyta, Magnoliopsida, Poales, Poaceae. Gene Ontology annotation, molecular function: methyltransferase activity. The annotation marks the transcript as partial. The transcript is spliced from 3 exons. The record is from RefSeq and is a predicted model, not a curated record.